AUGGACAACAAAUUAAAAGUCGCCAUCCUAAUUAUCUCGGACACAGCCUCGGAAGACCCGGCCUCCGACAAGGUAGUCAAUGCACUGGCGCCUAUCUUGGCCGCAGAAGGGAAGUGGGAACCCCCCGCAUUCAAGAUCGUCCCCGACGAUGUACUCCAGAUCCAGGAGUCUAUACGCAACUGGACCGAUGGCCCUGAUUGGUAUAACCUUAUUCUUCUCAGCGGAGGGACAGGUUUUGCCAUCAAGGACAACACUCCUGAGGCAGUGACUCCCCUGAUACAGCGCCAUGCUCCGGGCCUAGUACACGGCAUGCUAGCUGCCUCUCUCAAAGUAACCCCCUUUGCUAUGAUGGCCAGACCAGUUGCCGGUGUGCGUGAAAAAUCUUUGAUUAUUACCUUACCUGGGUCACCAAAAGGAGCCAUGGAAAACCUCGAUGCUGUCGUUAAGCUUCUGCCACAUGCAUGCUUACAGUCUGCGGGGGCCAAUUCGCGCAAUCUCCAUGCUGGAGGUGUGACAAAGCUGGAAGCAGAGGCUGGCGUUGAUGAUCGUCAGCAUCGGCAUCAUCACCACCACCAUCACCACCACCAUGGCCAUGAUCAUGGUGGUCAUGGACAUAAGGUUCCCAGGGCUCACACGUCGCCGUCAGAAAGACCACAAUCAAACGACCCUAGUGCGGGCCCUAAUCGGCGCUAUCGCUCUUCACCUUACCCAAUGCUGUCUGUAGACGAAGCGCUUCGCCGGAUCAAUGAGCAAACCCCUGAGCCGGAAGUCAUCGAAGUCCCAGUCACCACGUCCUUGAUUGGCUCGGUGAUUGCUGAAGACGUCUAUGCCGGGGAAGCCGUACCAGCAUAUCGAGCCAGUAUUGUUGAUGGCUAUGCCAUCAUCGCACCGGACUCUAGCUCAACUGGCCCGUCCACGAAGGGGAUUUUCCCCGUAGCGUCCAUCACUCAUGCCAACGUCGGUGGAAACCUACAAUCCCUACAACCGGGUACCAUCGCUAGAAUCACCACGGGAGCCCCUCUACCUCCCAACGCAAAUGCCGUUGUCAUGGUCGAAGACACAGCCCUGAAUACCAGCACACCCGACGGCCAAGAAGAAGCCACAGUUGAAAUCCUCGCCGACGACAUCGAACCCGGCGAGAACGUCCGCGAGCCCGGCAGCGACGUAAGCCUAGGCUCCAAAAUCCUCGCCCGCGGCGACCUCAUCAGUCCCGUCGGGGGCGAACUCGGCCUCCUAGCAUCAACCGGCACAAGAACCGUCAAAAUCUUCCGCAAACCCCGCGUCGGCGUCCUAAGCACAGGCGACGAGCUCGUAGAACACAACGACCCGCGUCCCCUAACAGGCGGCCAAAUUCGGGACUCAAACCGCCCCUCCCUCCUCUCCUGCCUGAACUCCUGGGGCUUCGAAACCGUCGACCUAGGCAUCGCCCGCGACACGCCAGCCAGCGACCUAGAGCAAGCACUGCGCGACUCCCUACGCGGCAUCGGCCGCGUAUCCGCCAGCGUAGACGUGAUCAUCACAACAGGCGGCGUCUCAAUGGGUGAGCUAGACCUCCUGAAACCGACGAUUGAACGCUCCCUAGGCGGAACCAUCCACUUCGGCCGCGUCGCCAUGAAACCCGGUAAACCAACCACCUUCGCAACAGUCCCGUUCAAAGCAUCCGGCGAUGCUUCCUCCCAGCAGGAACGCCAAUCAAAACUCAUCUUCUCGCUGCCCGGGAACCCGGCUUCGGCGCUCGUUACUCUCAACCUAUUCGUUCUGCCAUCAUUGCACAAGCUCGCUGGCCUGGGACACAGCUCGCAGGCGCUCAGUUCGAGGCCUUGGCUUGCGCCGCAGCUUGGUCUGCCGCGUGUUGCGGUUGUACUGACGCAUGCUUUCCCACUUGAUCCUAAGAGGACGGAGUAUCAUCGGGCUGUUGUUACGGCUUCGCGGUCGGAUGGGAGGUUGUAUGCGACGAGUACGGGGGUUGAGGGUGCUGGACAGCGGUCUUCGAAGGUUGGGAGUUUGGCUAAGGCGAAUGCUUUGGUUGUGCUAAGGGCUGGACGGGGGGUUUGUAUAAGGGGUGAGAUUGUGGAGGCUUUGUUGAUGGGGGAUGUGCAUGGUUCGGAUACGAGGGUCAUUUGCUGA
Molecule: messenger RNA, 2127 nt
Organism: Penicillium bovifimosum
Lineage: Eukaryota; Fungi; Ascomycota; Eurotiomycetes; Eurotiales; Aspergillaceae
Product: bifunctional molybdopterin adenylyltransferase MobB/molybdopterin molybdotransferase MoeA family protein
Exons: 4
Coding region: 1-2127 (708 amino acids)
Biological process (GO): Mo-molybdopterin cofactor biosynthetic process; molybdenum incorporation into molybdenum-molybdopterin complex
Cellular component (GO): cytoplasm; cytosol
Molecular function (GO): molybdopterin molybdotransferase activity
Source: RefSeq, a predicted model, not a curated record